Molecule: messenger RNA, 652 nt
Organism: Haplochromis burtoni (Burton's mouthbrooder)
Lineage: Eukaryota; Metazoa; Chordata; Actinopteri; Cichliformes; Cichlidae
Product: Ig kappa chain V region 120
Exons: 2
Coding region: 22-468 (148 amino acids)
Biological process (GO): response to bacterium
Source: RefSeq, a predicted model, not a curated record
GUUGACGAGACCUCUGAAAAGAUGCAUCUCUGUAUCAUCCUCUGUGGGAUAUUUCAUCUGUCAGCUGUGAUCCAGUCAGCUACAGUCAAGCAGGAGACUGGGGUGAGAUUUGCUGCUGUUGGGGACAACGUGACUUUGCGUUGCUUUUAUGAAAGCCAAGUGGCGAUGCACUUCUCCUGGUACCGACAAUUCUUAGGAAGCCAACCUAAGCGCCUCUCUACAAUUUACAAAUAUGAUAAGCCAUCUGAAGUCCUCCACACAUUGGAGAAGAACCCUCGUUUCUCUGUGGAAAGAAAGGAAGGGACCAAUCAUCUACAAAUCUCUGGUGUCCGCCUCUCAGAUUCAGCUACAUACUACUGCGGGAGCUCACACUCCAACAUGGUGGAAUUUGGAGAAGGGAUCUUUCUGAGUGUUCGAGGUAUUUUGCUUCUAUUUUUCAUGAACACCUUUUAUUCCAUGUUCCUUUAGCGUUCCCGUGCUUAGACUCUAGGGCCGAUGGGCCAGAUCCCCCCCAGUCACUCCCUCCAGCUCUUCCAAGGGGACACUGGGGCCUUCACAAACCAGACAAAAGAUUUACUCUUUCCAUUGAGUCGUUGGUCUACCUUGUCUGAAUGACCUCAACUGGCUUAUUUUCUUUUUUUUAAAUCCUUAC